GGGCCGCUCAUUCCCAGAGAGGGGGGGAACAUGGUCACCCAGCCCGGAGGGCAGGAGAAAUCGCAGCUUUGUAGCUUCCGCAAGAUCUCAAAACCCUUGAUGGAGAAGAAGAGAAGAGCCAGGAUUAACAUGUCUCUGGAGCAACUGAAGGCGCUGCUAGAAAAGCACUAUUCCCACCACAUCAGAAAGCGCAAACUGGAGAAGGCAGAUAUCCUGGAGCUGAGCGUCAAGUACAUGAAAAGCCUCCAGAGUUCUGUCCAAGGUAAAACCCCUUUUCCUCGCGGGAGUAACAGGCUCUUGGCGUUUGUUGCUGGGUAGAAGGGUCUUGUGUUAAUCGGGAUCGAAGCUCAAUGUUACGGGGUCCCGCUGGUUACAUCCCAAUGAUGCGAGUCCGCGAGUUGUGGUGCAAGGAAACAGAGAAUCUCAGCCGGGGUACCUGGCGCCAGCAGCGGGUCUGGUUACUGGGCUGCCUUUGGCCGAGCCUGGGCUCCCUGGACGCCUCAAGACACUGAUUUGAA
Dermochelys coriacea (leatherback sea turtle) is the source of this 518-nucleotide messenger RNA. It is a transcript of the gene HES3, whose product is annotated as hes family bHLH transcription factor 3. The transcript has 3 exons. NCBI's taxonomy places the organism in Eukaryota, Metazoa, Chordata, Testudines, Dermochelyidae. Gene Ontology annotation, cellular component: nucleus. Gene Ontology annotation, biological process: regulation of neurogenesis; anterior/posterior pattern specification; regulation of transcription by RNA polymerase II. Bases 31 to 318 code for a protein of 95 amino acids. The record is from RefSeq and is a predicted model, not a curated record. Gene Ontology annotation, molecular function: DNA-binding transcription factor activity, RNA polymerase II-specific; RNA polymerase II cis-regulatory region sequence-specific DNA binding; protein dimerization activity.